Molecule: messenger RNA, 1187 nt
Organism: Durio zibethinus
Lineage: Eukaryota; Viridiplantae; Streptophyta; Magnoliopsida; Malvales; Malvaceae
Source: RefSeq, a predicted model, not a curated record
GUACGGGCCAAGGUUUUACCAGGAGCUCAAGCAAAGGCCCUUCCACUGCCUUUGAAUCUUUAAUUCAAAAACAGGACCUUCCGUUUAAUUGUUUCGUCCUCACUCUCUCUCUCUCUCUAAAAACCUUAUUCACAACUACCCGACGAUGUUGUUUUUUAAUCGAUGUACACCAGAAUGGGUGGACAAAAGGGUGACCAGGCCAGGAGCAAGGCACGCCCUUCAAGCAGCAGCCUUGCGGCUUCUUUAUUGCCAUCGAGGAUAGCAAUGGAGUGAGAGAAGAUGGUGGUGGUGUAUUGGAGGUUGAAGGUUUGCCUUUGAUGGAGUCAAAAUCGAGCCCCCCAAAAAAGUUCUAAUUUUAAUGAGUGAUACUGUUGGGGGUUAUAGAGUCUCGGCUGAAGCUAUUAAGGCUACUUUUAAUGAGGAAUUUGGGGACGAUUAUCAGGUGUUUGUUACGAAUUUAUGGUCGGAUCAUACACCCUGGCCAUUUAAUCAAUUACCCAAGAGCUAUAACUUCUUGGUCAAACUUGGAUCCUUGUGGAAAAUGACUUAUUAUAUAUCUGCUCCUAGGGUGGUUCAUCAAUCUAAUUUUGCUGCAACUUCAACGUUUAUAGCUAGGAGAACUGUAAGGACAGAAACAUUUGAGAUUUUCUUGAAGCUCAAGUUUAGUGAUGGUUGUAGUUGUCUUAGCACCCAAAUCAAAACCCCUUUUAAUUUUCAGGUGAGGAGAUAUAGAAUUUAUUUACUCAUUAUUCAUUUCAUAUUUUAGUAGUUGUUAGUUCUUGCUCAUUUAUGUCAAUUUCAAUUCUGCAACUUGUAACAAAGGCUUCAUUGCUCUAGUUCAACCUACUUCUCAAGGCCUAAUACUUGAGGAUGAUGGAAGUUCCCCUGAUUUUGAGCAAAAUGUUGACUCCAUAUUUAUUGUUAAAACCUGGGUUGCCUGGCAAAGCAGUUGUUUAUUUUUAGAAUUACACUAAUUCUUUUUGCUUUUAACUUAAUUAUCUAAUUGUGUAUUUUAUGUUACGCAGAUGAUUCUCUGUAAAAAUCUAUGAUGGGACCACUUACUUUGGGGAAUUGUUUAUUUACUUUGAGCACCAUGUUUGUAGACAUUCAAUCAUAGUCAUUAAUUUUUUUUUUUUUGGAUUUGGUACAAUGAUGUUAGAUUUUGACUUAUUUAAAUAUGUGGAUUA